AUGAACACGUAAGUUUUGCACGAAUAAGUAGAAUUUGUGAACAAACCAAAUUCAGUGUUGUGGAACUUCCGACCUCUGAAACGCCUCUAGAAGGGAACAAACGUCAUUGGCAGACACCGUGUAACAAUUGCGGCAGCGCGUUCUUUCGACACAAAUGCAAGCAUCCAGAAACAAAAGUUGUUCUAUGCGAGUGAGUUUCUUCACUUGUAAAUUGUUAAACAAACAUUUUUCUGGAAUUCUGUUAAGGACGUGUUAUGGGUACUAUAUGAGAAGAGGACGUGAUCGACCAAGGGAAAUAUGGUCGUGAGUCUUUUCAUAGAAAUUACACACAAAUCGAUAAAAAAACUGUUCAGAGGAGAGAAACCGAAAGAAAACUUGGAACUGAGACAAUGCAAAAACUGCAAAAGAGUCCUCGCAGACAAUCGGUAUUUGGUAAAUCACUCGAGCAUGUGCAUGUUAGUUCUUUCUCAAACCAAAUUUAUAGUUUAUCGAAUGUUCUUUUCAGAAACUGUCACAUGUAUCUGAGAAAUAAUAAAAGAGACCGUCCAGUUGCAUAUGAACAGAAGUUUGUGAAAAUAUUACGUUGUUUGAUUUGGGAAAGGUUUUUUUUGCAGAAGAGAACAAAAUGUUGCAUUCCGAAAUGAGACAGAAGAAGAAGUGAGAGCAAGAAGAUUGGCUGAAGAGGAAGCGAAAGUGUAAGUUGCCACGUCAUCUUAUGUUAGCUCAAACGUUUUAUUACGUCACCCUUACAGAAUUGACAGUUUGUUCAAACUCAGAUGUGGAAACUGCAACGCAAAAUUGGUAAAAGGGGGAAUCGAACAUGUUGUGACCAGAACUAUAAUUUGCCUGUAAGCCCUUGUUUCUCAUAAUCUCAAAAAAUUAUCAAUUUCUAGUGACUGCUACGAUUACUACAACGCAUAUGGCAAAAACAGACCGUUAGAAAUCAAGGCAAAGUAUGUUUCCCCUUAUAAUUUCACUUUUAUAUUCAUGUUUUGAAAUAGGAAGAAGGAAAGAGCACCAGCGGAUAAUUUAUACCACAUUUACAAUGGGUUUCCACCUCAUUUUCCUGGACCUGGACAAUCUGGGAGUGAGAUACAUUACUGUCACAGUAAUCAACAUGGGAAUUAUGCCACGUUACCGUAUCAUACAAAUCAAGAAGGCAUAUUUUCAUUCCAUUCAUACUUGUCACCUCAUCAUUUUAAUCAGCAUCACAAUUACAACUUUAAUUCAAAUCAAACAGUAGCGGACAACCAUCCAAGUCAAUUCAUAGAUAGUGGUCUCACUUAUCACACGUCUGAUCAGUUCUGCCCUCUUCCUUCAUCGCAAACUUUCAAUACACACGAAUACUUUGACCAGCCCGCCUCCAAACUUCCUGAUUUCCCCUCAGAUAGCAGAAUUUCAAGUUUGUUACCACCUCUUCAGUUCAAGAAGGUCAUUCCUGCUAACAAUAGUGAUCACUAUCCAUAUGAUGAUGCGUUGUUGUGUUUGGACAAUUGGUCCUUAACAGAGGAGUUGCCAACACUUGACAUUUCCGAAAUCGAUUUUCUGUGAUAUGUUCUUGAUACGUAUCUAAUCAUAAAUGUUCAUUUCCAUCUCAAGAUUUCAAAACCUUGAAAUUAUAGUGGUUCAACUAUAGACACAAGUUUUAAAAGAGGUACCUUAAAAAAUGCCGACUUUGUGGGAGGUCUUGUUCGGUGAAGAUUAGAUCGCAGUAAGGACGGUGAUCGCACCCGAGAUAACCACUUCGGACGAACUCUAUCUCACAAAUCAUAUCAUCAAUCAAGGUUUUCGGUCUCGACUCUUUGCCGAAGGACACUUCGUUUUUGUUUUGUUUUGUUUAGUCUUGCAAAAAGAUAUUUCAUUAUGAUGAAAGCAUUCUCUUAUCUAUAUACUUCCAAUAAAAGAAGAACCGCUGCCGAAACGUUGUUUGUUUUCUUUCUCUCUUUUUCUUGCAUUUCGUCUUGUCACGUUUCAUAUCUCUAAAUACUUAUCUUCAAUCGCCAUUUUUCGUUCCGACCCGGUUUUUUCUCAAUCGGUAUUACCGAUGGCAGCACGGUUUACUCAUGAUUUCACACACAGUUGCAGUUUUCUUGGGCGACAAUAUGCAGAGUGUUCAAUCAUAUCUUCAACCAGAUCCACCGUUUCUCCAACCAGAAAUUGUAGCGCAACCGGUAAGAAUACUCAUAUUCUUCUAUCCUGUGCUCAUUUCGACUUUGUAGACACGUUUUUUCUGCGGUAACUGUGUGAAAUUCACGAAUGGAUAUGCCAAGCUGCAUCCAAGAACAAAAGAACCUUUGUGCGAGUGAGUUGAUAACUUGUAGUUAUCACAGAAGGCAGUUUUCUGUUUCAGUGCUUGUCAUUCAUAUUUUCUCAAGUUCAAAGUGAACCGGCCAGUAAAAAGAAGAGAGUGGGUAGCUUGGGGUACUGGCAACGUUCAAAUCGCAAUGAUUCAGACGGGUCCCGCCGGCUCUCCGCGAUGGUGAUCUCACUUGUGCCAAUUGUUACCAACUACUUCGGAAAAGAAUUUAUAGACACCCGAGAACUAGACAGCACAUUUGCAUGUGAGUUUUUUAAAUUGGCGGAAGCGAAAAUGUAUGCUUGCGGUAUGCUGAAUGUUUUGAUGCCUUUUUUUUGCGGAAUGAGAAAUAGGGAAUACGGAAUGAAAGUUCACUUCUGCGGAAAGCGGAAUUCAUUUUUUGAGGAAUGCAGAUUCCGCGGGCCUCUGGUGCCAACAAAAUCGAAACCGUCCGAUUCAGACUGUUUUUUCAGGAACUGCUACGAUUACCUUCGGAGAAACAAGAGAGAUCGUCCGUUGAUUAUGGAAAUAAAGUUAGUAAUAAACAGUUCCUCACAACUCAAAAAAAAACAUUUUCAGGAGGAAAAGAGUGAAAGCAGAGGAAGAAGCAAGGUCUAUGCAAUUGCAGGAGCAAAGCAUGCAGAUGUCGAAUGGGACUUUGAAUUCGCAGUAUGAAUUCAUUUUUCCUGAAAAAUAUCCGACUAGUUCUCUGAAUUACAGAUUGUCGACCGUGACUAUGAAGCCGCCAAAUGAGAGCAUUCCAGCAGAGCCCGAGUUUUCAAGUGUUUGGAACCAGCAUUUCUACCCACAAUGGAACGGACGACCGGAUAAUAGUUCAUUUGAUCAGAGGCAUUGGCCUGAAUAUCCGCCCUACCCCACAUCUCAUCAAAAUCAGCGUGUCAAUCAAUCUCACAGUUACAUUUACUCUUCUCAUAGUAUCACAGUUUACCCAGUCCGUCCUGCUGCCCCACCUUCGUAUGAUAGUCCCGGCCACUAUGACACCUCCGUCCGUUCAUCUCAUGUUGCCAAUUCCACUUGCAGCGUCAGUUACUAUAAUCAACAACCUGUACCGUUUCAGCAAAAUGGUCUUCCGAAAUUAGAAGUUUGCGAUUUUGACUUUGCCUAA
Messenger RNA from Caenorhabditis sp. 36 PRJEB53466, 3422 nucleotides. The record is from the annotation of a GenBank genome assembly. Lineage: Eukaryota; Metazoa; Nematoda; Chromadorea; Rhabditida; Rhabditidae.